AUGUGGAAAUCAUAUUUUGCAUGUAUUUCCUUUAGCUUAAGCUCUUCGAUUGAAACUUCAGAGGCGAUACCACGGGAGCAAAUGAAACAGCUAUUUUACGCAAAUGCCGUCCCACUCAUUGGUUUUGGAUUUCUUGACAAUGCUCUCAUGAUUGUUGCUGGCGAAUAUUUAGAUCAGACAUUAGGAGCUCUACUGGCAAUAUCAACAAUGGCUGCUGCGGGUUUGGGACAUAUUUUUGCGGAUCUAGCUGGAAUGGGUCUUGCCCAUUAUAUUGAAUGUUUAGCGGUUAAAACGGGGAUAAAACAGCCAUUUCUUACUCCGGCUCAGCGCGAAUCCCCAGCUGCUAGAAGAAUCGUGAAUAUCGGAAGAGCCACUGGCCUAGUCAUUGGAUGCAUCAUAGGGAUGUUGCCAUUAAUUUACUAUGAUAACCCGAAAGCAAAGUGUCCUCAAAAAAAUAAGAGUUUCUAA
Messenger RNA from Enterobius vermicularis (human pinworm), 468 nucleotides. NCBI's taxonomy places the organism in Eukaryota, Metazoa, Nematoda, Chromadorea, Rhabditida, Oxyuridae. The record is from the annotation of a GenBank genome assembly.